AUGAAUAGGAACAAUAAUAUAAUCACCUGGAACUGCCGAGGAGCAGCAGGAAAAGAUUUUUACAGAUAUGUGAAGCACCUCCGUGACAUUUACCAUCUUGUUAUUCUGGUCAUUAUGGAAACCAGAUGUGAUCCUUGUAGGGUUGCAAAAACAUUAAAGAAAUUAGGAUUUCAUGAUUAUGUGGCAAAUAGUAACAAUGGUUUUGCUGGAGGUAUUAUUGUGGCUUGGAGGGAAGAUAGUGUUCACCUGUGUUCGGGAGGGAUAGAAGAGCAAUACAUUCAUUUGAAAGUGGAGCAAAAGCAGGGACCUGAGUGGUUUUUUACAGCCAUUUAUGCUAGCCCAAAUGAUAUGAAAAGAAGAAUCUUGUGGGACCAAAUAAAGCACAUGGCAAGUAGUGUUAACAGUUCUUGGCUUCUUGCAGGGGACUUUAAUGACAUUGCCUUUGCUCAUGAGAAAAAAGGUGGGGCUCCAGCAUCUAGUAGGAAAUGUAAAUUGUUCAGAGAUAAUAUGAAUGAUUGUAAUCUAUUAGAUCUUGGAGCUAAUGGACCAGCUUAUACUUGGCGUGGACCGAUUUAUCAUGGAGGACAACGAAUCUUUGAGAGAUUGGAUAGGGCCCUGAGUAACGAGAAUUGGAGGCUGCAGUUCCAUGAAGCGUCAAUUAAGGUGUUACCUAGAGUGGAUUUCUCAGAUCAUCAUCCAAUUAUGAUUAAUCUUACCAACAGUAUGAAUGUGCAAGGCCCCCGAAGAUUUAGAUUUGAGAGCGCUUGGAUGGUGGACGAAAAUUACAAAAAUCGGUUGGUGGGAAUAUGGAAGAAAGAGGAGAGCUUGAAAAACAAUCUCAAACUGGUUGAAGACGACACGAGUAAUUGGAAGUGUAACUCCCUUAAUCAUAUGCAACAAGCAAAGAAACAAAUUAUGGCUAGACUGAAUGGGGUUUAG
This is a messenger RNA of Vicia villosa (hairy vetch), 939 nucleotides long. RefSeq lists its product as uncharacterized. The record is from RefSeq and is a predicted model, not a curated record. Gene Ontology annotation, molecular function: catalytic activity. NCBI's taxonomy places the organism in Eukaryota, Viridiplantae, Streptophyta, Magnoliopsida, Fabales, Fabaceae. The transcript has a single exon. The coding region runs from base 1 to 939 and encodes 312 amino acids.